This is a messenger RNA of Aureobasidium pullulans EXF-150, 2493 nucleotides long. RefSeq lists its product as uncharacterized. The record is from RefSeq and is a predicted model, not a curated record. Lineage: Eukaryota; Fungi; Ascomycota; Dothideomycetes; Dothideales; Saccotheciaceae. Gene Ontology annotation, biological process: tetrahydrofolate biosynthetic process; protein import into peroxisome membrane. Gene Ontology annotation, cellular component: peroxisomal membrane. Bases 1 to 2493 code for a protein of 830 amino acids. The transcript has 3 exons. Gene Ontology annotation, molecular function: protein-macromolecule adaptor activity; dihydrofolate reductase activity.
AUGUUAGAAGGGACGCGCCGGUGGUUCAGGCGCAAUCGCACCAGGUUUGCCGUCGGAGCAGGCUCGUUGGGACUGGUCUACCUUGCUGGACAGUAUGCAUGGAGCAAAUGGCUCGAGGCACGCCAGCGCAUGGCAGACGAGAGGGUCUCGAAGGAAAACCUCCGACGCCGCUUCGAACAGAACCAGGAGGACUGCACCUACACGGUGCUCGCCUUACUCCCUACCGUACGAGAAGAGAUCAUCGGUGCACUCCCGGUCGAAGACAUUACCAAUGAGCUACAACGCCAACGAUCAGAGAAGAUUGCAAGAAGCGGCGGGCCAUCAGAAGCAGCUUCCUCCGAGUACCCAUCGGCCCCUGCCAGUACAAUCGACGACUCGGCCAGCAUGUCCAGCUUCCAGACUGGCAGCUAUAUCCAUGCCAGUCAGAUGGCUGACAGCCAGGACGGCAGAUCGCUCCUGAAGAAGAAGUCAAAGGCACAGCUGUGGAACGACAUGAAGAUCAGCUCCAUCACAAGAGCCUUGACUCUACUAUACACCCUCUCUCUCCUCACGCUCCUGACCCGCAUUCAGCUGAACCUCCUCGGCCGCCGUACCUACCUGUCCUCGGUCGUCUCUCUGGCCAGUCCUCAGGCCGCCACUGACUCUACGCAUAUCUCCAUGGAGAACAAUGAUGACGACAACUACGAUAAUGUCUACGGGAACGAUUUCGAGACGAAUCGCAAAUACUUGACCUUCAGCUGGUGGUUGUUACACAAGGGCAGCAAAGAGAUUGCCGACAAGGUCAGCGCUGCCGUCAGGCACGUCUUUGGUCCUGUCAACCCGCGCGAGGAUAUGACACUUGAGCGUUUGAGCCAGCUCAUCCUUGAAGUCCGUAAGCAGGUCGAGGGUGCCACAGAGACCGAGCGCCGUGAGCAUAGGUGGCUAUCAUACAUGCUUCCUCCUCGGCAUCAGGAAGACUUUGUCUUGUCCGAGUCAGGCAUUGAUGCCAUGUCUACAUCUCCCGCACCGCAGGACACUUCUCAGGACCCUAUGCAUGCUGUCAAGACGGCCGCCUCGAACGCCUCCCUUCGCAGACUGCUCGAUGAGACUUCAGAUCUGAUUGACUCGCCGACCUUCACCCAUGUCUUCACCCAAGUCCUCAAUGCCACCUUCUCUCACCUCAUCGACUACCGUGUUGCUACCGAAGCCUUCAAGAUCAGCCCUCCAGCCCCCGACUCUCUUUCUCGCAUCACCGAGAUCACAGACAAGAAAUGCAAAUUCGCUCAGACUCUUGCCGUCUUCUGCCGUCAGGCGCACAUCAUCGCCGCUGGCAGUAGCGAACCCGAUGAUCUCGUAGUCGCCGAGUCUGUAGGCUCUCAAGUCAACGAAUACCUUGCCGCUAUCGAUCAGGUCAAGGAUCUCGAGGCUUUUGCUGCUGUCAUUUACUCGAGCAACUUCGAGUUUGAGGCUGCCGAGCGAGAGCAGAAGGAAACUACUGAGCAUACUGCACCUCCUGUCGUAUCUAACGAUGCACCCGCGCCGUCCACAGAUGUACCUGCACCGUCUCCUGCACAAGCACCUGCAUUGUCGAUUGAGGAAAUGGACCACGUGUGGAGCCGAAGCCAAGCUGAAGGCUCCUCGGCACCCGAUGCCCCGACCUACAGCGAAGUGGUCCAAGCUCCUGCACCCGAAUCGUCAUCUUCACAACAUCCUGAAGAAGCCCAAGACUCACAGCCAGGUGCUCAAGAAACCCCACAAACAUCGGAACAACAACAACCUCCAGAACAAUACAAGACCUACGCUAUGGCCGCAGCAGCAGCAACUUCCAUCCCUCCGCUUACCCUCAUCGUUGCCACCACAGCCAAGAACGGCAUCGGCAAGAAUGGAACCCUACCUUGGCCAAUGCUAAAGAAGGAAAUGGCCUAUUUCGCACGCAUCACCAAACGCGUUCCCUCCUCUGCUCCCGACGCCUCUUUGCUUGCCGAAACAUCUUCUCAACUCUCCGAUUCUUCGGAAACUGCUGCAACUGCGACUAUCCAGAAAGCUCAAAAUGUUGUAGUUAUGGGCAGAAAGACUUGGGAAAGCAUUCCACCCAAAUUCCGUCCUCUGCCGCAGAGAACCAAUGUGGUCAUCUCGAGGUCGGAGAAACUUGAGGGUGCUAGUGAAGAUGUCAUCGUUGGCGAUUCCAUCUCCUCUGCUCUGUCAUCUCUGGUCAGCAAGGUCAAGGAAGGCCAAGCCGCACCACUUGGUCGUGUUUUCGUCAUCGGCGGAGCCGCCAUCUACAAGCAAGCACUUGACAUGGAACAAGCAAAGAGCAUCCUUCUCACCAGAGUCGAAGGCGAAUGGGACUGCGAUACAGACUUCCCUGUUGAUGUCGAAGCCGAUCAAGCAUGGUCGAGAAAACAAAAGAGUGAGCUCGAUGGAUUCGUGGGCGAGGAUGUCGAGGAGAAGUUGGACGAGGAAGUCAAGGGGCAGAAGGUCGGAUACGAGUUUAGACUUUAUGAGAGAGUGUGA